Messenger RNA from Physcomitrium patens, 1785 nucleotides. Its product is annotated as DNA-directed RNA polymerase I subunit rpa49. Gene Ontology annotation, molecular function: DNA binding. NCBI's taxonomy places the organism in Eukaryota, Viridiplantae, Streptophyta, Bryopsida, Funariales, Funariaceae. Gene Ontology annotation, biological process: DNA-templated transcription. The record is from RefSeq and is a predicted model, not a curated record.
CCCUCUUCUUCAUUUCAGUGCGAGGGCCCGAUUGUGUCUCCCUGCUCGCUCGUUGCCUCGCCUCGAUUGUGCUCAAUCAUCGCCUGUUUUGAUUGUGUCCUCAGAUUGCCUAGCAGCAAGAGCUGCAGAACGAGCUAUUAUGGACAGUACGUCGUCUGACCAACACCACCACCACCACAAGAAGAAGAAGAAAUCGGCGUCGAAAGUAGUGGAGCAGGAUGUGAGGAUGGACUAUGUGCCUUCGAAGGAGGGCCGGGCGCGCCCUUUCGUAGCCUACUUCCCCACGGGGUUCGAUCCCCUCGGGGAGGCUGAUCACGGCGAUGCUGCUGCUGCGUUGUCGAGCGUCAAGGUGUACCAAGGUGUGGACAAGCUGAAGGCGAAGCAGACGCAAUUGGUGGCGUCGACGCACGGGCAGGUGGAUUUUGUUGGGUUGAACUACGCCGGCGAAGCGGCUGCUUGGCAGCCCUGUAGUUACGCACUGGGCGUUUACGAUAAGGAGAAAGGUACCUUGCAGCUGGUUCCUCUUGCUGGAGAAAAGAUUCUCAGAAUGGAGCCAAGAGUUAGGGGCAUGAGUUAUGAAUGGACGGAUGAAGAAGAGCGUGUGGAAGAUACAAGGGAACAGAGUUUAUUGAAGCGGAGAAUGUUAGUUGAAACAUUUGGCAGCCAGAAGAGUAAAAUGCGGGCACAACGGAUGGAGAGAGGAAUUGUAAAGGAGGAUGCACUAGGAGACACCGAAGAUAUGGAGUCCCUUUUCCAGGAAGCGGGUGAAAACGAAGCCCUUCUUACCAAUGAGCAAGCUCUGCAACAAGCUAACUUAUCUGUUGUUCGCAACGUUCCGCCUCAUGAUGUUUCUGCAAAUACGCCCGAAGGGGCUUACCCUCUUGAUAAGCUCAUUCCGGCUGAAGAAUGGGAGAAUUUGGAUACCCGUGAGUUGAAGACAGCAGCCAAGAAGGCCAAAGAUGAAGAACUACUUCGUCAGCAAAAGUAUCCCAACUUCGUGCUCAGUCGUCUAAGAAGGAUCAGGGUUGAGGGAGACAAAGAAGGUAAUGAUCGGCGAGCUAAAAUAUUGGUGUAUUUGAGACAUCUGUUUACCUUUCAUGCAACUCCUCACUACGCUGUGAGGAAGGCGGCUUCAGAUCCUGGAAGGUUUUCACAAGAAACAGGCAUACCUGGUAUAAUUGUUUCAAGUUUCUUGGAACGAUUUGCGGGCGAGAGCACAACGGAUUCUCUCAACAAAUCUGAAAUUCGCAUUCAGUCCAAGCAGCAUAAAGAUCUUCUCACAAGCUACUGUCUAAUCUUAGGAUUGGCCGUCGACGAUUUUCAGGCUGACCCGUAUGAUAUGGCACUUGAGUUAAAGCAAACUGUGAACACCAUACGGCCUUAUUAUCGUGAGCUUGGGUGCAAGUUUGAGGCUCGAUCUAUCAAUGAACGGAGGGAGCUGGGGGAUCCUGACAGUGCACAGGGCAAGUGGAGGGUUACUCUGCCUGUACCACUUAAGUUUCCUGAAAUUGUCACUGCCAAGGGCAAGGGACCCAGAAGGUGAUCUACGUAGAAUAUCCAACACGAAGGCUUUAGUUAGCUGAGGACAUUGAUCUUUUUCUUCGACAGUGGGAGACAGUGGUUGAGAAAUAUCCUAGACUUCAAUCAUAUGCUGAAAAUUAAUUACUUGCGUCAGCUUUUCUGAUGCUAUGACGGUUAACCUUGUCUUCUGAUUUUAGGGACCGUUCUUCUAAAUCAUCACUCUUAAUUUUAGAAGCUUGUCGCCACAAUCAAUCCACUGGUAAA